Messenger RNA from Microthlaspi erraticum, 1179 nucleotides. The record is from the annotation of a GenBank genome assembly. Lineage: Eukaryota; Viridiplantae; Streptophyta; Magnoliopsida; Brassicales; Brassicaceae.
AUGAUCACCAAUCUUCCUACGGAUUUGAUGGAGGAUAUUUUGUCUAGGAUUCCUUUAAAAUCUAUGAGAGCAGUGGGAUUAACUUGCACAAAGUGGAACACUCUAUCGAAAAGCGAGAUCCUUACAAAGAUGCACAUUGGUAAAGCAUUCGCUCCAGCUAAGGAAGAUGAAUAUGAGGCUCGGAUAAUCGCGAAGACGGAAGGAAAUCUUUAUUUGAUGAGGAUAUUGUUAUGCAUCCCCGAAGACGAUGCUACUAGGGUUGUGGUUUGGAAUCCAUAUUUGGGACAAACAAGGUGGAUCAAACUCAAAGGUCCUCACGUGUUACCCCAUCGGGAGCGGUUCUGUUCCGGUUGGAAAGAGUACCGUUACGGUAUCGGAUACGAGGACAAGGGAUCUGGUCGUAAAUACAAAAUACUGAGGUUUAUAGAUGUUUUCUUAUUUGAAGAACGGGACGAGUAUUUUAGGUAUGAAAUAUACGAUUUCGAGACUGGUUUCUGGAAGAAUCUUUAUAUCACUGAUCCAUACUGGCGUAUAACAUCUGGCUGUGGCGUUUCUCUCAAAGGAAACAGUUACUGGUGUGCUAUAGAAAGGGACGCACGGGAUUAUGGUAGGUGGGAAACGGACCACAUAAUUUGUUUUGAUUAUACAAAAAUGAGAUUUGGGCCUCUUCUGCCUCUGCCGAGGUAUGUAUUUGAGGGUGGCCGUGCGACUUUAUCUUGUCUUAGAGAAAAGAAGCUCGUGGUUUGGUUCCAGGAACCUUUUCCAUAUAAUUUAUCGUAUUAUAUCACGACUAGGCUAGAGGCCGAGAAGGUGUCGUGGAGCGAGUUCACCUUUUCGUCAUAUGAUGAGUAUUCAAUCCUUGAUGACAUUCACAUUCGGCUUUCAUCUGGGGGUUUCGAAGAAGAGAAGAAAGUCCCCAUGUUUUCAGGUCCACGGUUAAACUGCCACUUAAGUCACUACAUUGGAGGGGAUGGAUACGGCGUUGAUUAUAUAGAACGUGAGCUACCCGAGGAUACGAUUUGGCGAGAUUGUGUAUGCUUUUAUGUUCCAAGUUUAGUGCAAAUCAAGCAACCUAAAAUCUCAUAUCCAAGAUCUGUUCAACCAGAACAAGCUCGGUCCACCUCAUUCUUGUCCACCAAUAGCUUUGCCUCUCUAGCUUCAACGGAUGAUGAGGAUUGA